AUGGGCUCACAGGUGACAGACGAGGCCUCGGUCCUCGAAAAGUUUGACCGACUCGUCGAGGCCGGGACAGUCUUGUACACCCCGGACCUGAAGACGAUUCGCCUCACGGACGGUGCACUCCAGUUCGAGUUCCUCAUCACCUCAGCCCUGAAAUCCAAACCCCUCGCCGUGUGGGGCAACGCCGAGCUCGACGACGAGCAGCCCGACGACCGGCAACAACCACAGCCAAAGACGAUCACCACGGCCAGCGGCGCGGCGCUGCAACUCGACGCCGACGGCCGUCUCCCCGGCGGCGAUAUCUCCGUCGCGGGCUUCGUCAUCGACCUCGUCAACGCCGGCUCCCACGUCCUCAUGUUCAACAAGUUCUGCGUCUACCGCCCGCACCUCAUCCUCCUGACGGCGGACGGCCACCGGCGGCAGUUCGAGGCGCUUGGGGCCGCGGACCUGGAGGCCGCGAGGGGCGUGCUCGAAGGUCUCAACGACGGGGGAGAGCAGGAUUUCCUCGCCAUCUUUAAUUGCGGCAAGGACGGCGGGUGUUCGAGGCUGCACAAGCACAUGCAGAUCAUCCCCGCGCCCUCGGCCUUCGCGCUCUGGCCCGACGACGGGGUCCAGGAGAGGGAGGUGCCGUACCGGUAUCUCAUCAAGAGAUUUGAAGGGGGCGGGAUGCCGGCUGCGAAGGAGUUGGCGGGGGAGUAUAAGAGGAUGUUGGUGGAGGCGACGAAGGCUGUGCCCGGGCGGGAGGAGGUCGUGGAGGAGGACGGGGACGGGAGGGGGAUUGCGGUGCCGCACAAUGUGAUUCUGAGUCGGCGCUGGAUGGUGGUUGUGCCGAGGAGGCGGGUCGGGUUCGAGAAGGCGGAUGCGAAUGCGGCGGGGAUGAUGGGGGUUGUUUGGGCUUCUGGAGAGGAGACGUAUGAGGCUUGGAAGGAGCUGGGGCCGAAGUGGGUGCUUGUGGAGGUUGGUGUGAGGAAAUGA
This is a messenger RNA of Colletotrichum karsti, 972 nucleotides long. RefSeq lists its product as uncharacterized. Lineage: Eukaryota; Fungi; Ascomycota; Sordariomycetes; Glomerellales; Glomerellaceae. The coding region runs from base 1 to 972 and encodes 323 amino acids. Gene Ontology annotation, biological process: nucleotide metabolic process. The transcript has 2 exons. The record is from RefSeq and is a predicted model, not a curated record. Gene Ontology annotation, molecular function: ATP:ADP adenylyltransferase activity; ATP binding.